Haliotis rubra (blacklip abalone) is the source of this 909-nucleotide messenger RNA. RefSeq lists its product as uncharacterized. Lineage: Eukaryota; Metazoa; Mollusca; Gastropoda; Lepetellida; Haliotidae. Bases 1 to 909 code for a protein of 302 amino acids. The record is from RefSeq and is a predicted model, not a curated record. The transcript has 2 exons.
AUGGAGAGGGACCCAUUUCGGUCAUGGGGUGCCAUCGACGGACAACUGUGGCUGCAGUUAAUGCUCCCCAGCCACAAGCAGCAGGCAUUUGCCUACCCAGCCAGAGCCUCCACCUACACUCAGCAGCACAGAGUUUCCCCAAUCGGCUUGGUGCCUAAGAAAGUUGAUUCAUCAGUUCAUGGUGAGGCUGCCUUCCGCCUCAUCCAUCAUUUAUCGCAUCCUCAAGGCUCAUCAAUCAAUGAUUUUAUACCACAGGAAGCAUGUACAGUGCAGUACACCAGUUUCGACCAGGCUGUAGCCAUGAUUCAAAACUUGGGCAGGGGUGCUUACAUGUCAAAAUUUGGCGUCAAAUCAGCCUUUAAGCCUCCUGCCUGUGGUACCAUCGGACUUUCAGCUACUUUCGGCAUUAAGUUUCAAGAACAAUUUUACAUUGAUAAAUGCCUUCCCUUUGGCUGUUCCAUUUCUUGUGCCCUAUUUGAGUCAUUCAGCACUUUCAUUGAAUGGGCUAUCAAGGCCACUACGUGCAGUCAGGACAUCGCUCAUUACCUUGAUGAUUUUAUCCUGGCGGCAGUGGACCUAAACAAAUGCUCCAACAUGCUUAACACCUCUUUGCAACUGGCUGAUAAUCUGGGCGUGCCUAUCGCUCACCAGAAGACUGUACAACCUACAACUUGUCUGACAUUCCUGGGCCUCACCAUAGACGCGGCUCGGGGUGAAAUCAGGAUACCGGAGGACAAGAUAGCACAACUGGUCCAUCAGCUGUCACAGCUGGUAGACUCAUCAUCCAAGAAAGUUACACUGCAUACGCUGCAGUCAAUAGUGGGAAAGCUAAACUUUGUAUGCAAGGCAAUUCCCAUGGGUCGUCCAUUCUUGCGGCGUCUCAUCGACGCACAAAAGGGGAACGCAUAA